Messenger RNA from Dentiscutata heterogama, 516 nucleotides. The record is from the annotation of a GenBank genome assembly. Lineage: Eukaryota; Fungi; Glomeromycota; Glomeromycetes; Diversisporales; Gigasporaceae.
AUGGGUACUACCGAUAAAACUUCUAUAGUACAUAUCCGGCCUGAAAUUCUCAAAGGAAACAUUACUAUUAUUCAGUGUCCCACUACUAAUUGUGAAGCAACUCUUAGCUAUAAUGAUAUUAAACGAUUAGUCCCAAAAGAUUUAUUUGAGCGUUAUGGGUUAUUCUUGUUACGUCAUGUGAUUCGGCAACUUGAAGAUUUCCGUUGGUGUAAGCGUCAAGGUUGUGGAUGGGGUCAGGAGCAUAGUUCAGGAGAUGAAGAGCCAAUCAUGACUUGCCAUGCAUGUACGUUUAAAACAUGUUUUACGUGUGAUGUACCCUGGCACGAAGGAAUCACUUGCGAACAAUUUAAAGAAACCCUUGAGAACGAUCCCCACGGUGCAGCCAAUAAAGCUUAUCAUGAUCAACAUACUAAACAAUGUCCUAAGUGUGAAUGGCCUAUAGAGAAGAAAGAAGGUCAACAUUAUGCACCUUUGGAAGAUGAAGAAGAUGAGGAAGAUGAUCUUUAUGUUUUAUAA